UGGUCAGCCAUUUUGCCUUCUUGGACAACUACCGCUAACGACUCCUCCCUCCUCCUCCUCCUCGUCUUUCCGAUCGUAAAAAUCAACCCUUUUUGCUGUUCCACACAAACUUUUUUUGGUUUUACGAGAGUUUGAUUCUUGCAAUUCCUGGUUGCCAUCUGUUCAGACACCCUUUCUGAUCUUUCUUAAGAGCAGUCCACGCUUAGUCAGACCGAGCCUUGCCCUGUCUCAACUCCAUCAGAAGAAGCAUCGAAUCUUGAAGGGAGCAAACUCCGAGGUUCCAGCGAUAAAGUCAGGUCUCGCGACAUUACUUUCGGUAAAUAGCUAAAGCACCAUUCAAGACUUUAGGUGCGCUCUUGCGCUUCGAGCUCUCACGGAUGGAAGGGGACGUCCAGUGGAGAGAUCAUGGCAUCCAACUGCAGAACAGUCAUCAGGGUCGCUGGUGGGGGUUACUUCACAUCCUCGACUAUCAUUACAGGCGUCACGUCAGGAAUGUCAGGAAAGCGCUUCACGGAAAAGAGCAUCAAGGAAGAAAACACCGCAUUCGUAAGCCAUGUUGCGCUACACCAAAAACAAUUUCCUUCAGCUGGGAGACUGGUCAAGGGCAAGAUGAAGCAGAGCAUCUACUGGAACGGCCUAGCAUAGAAGCUAGUUCUCUCGACGAUGUUCCUGUGAGUAGCACCAGAGAAGUACUUGCAAAAGAUGCGCCUGAGCAAAAGAUCCAUCAAGAUUGGAUUUUGAACUUUCUUUUACGUCGAAAUCACCGCACCGAUUCCAUCCUUGAUGAAUUAAAAGCCGAAUGGACAGAUCCUCUUAUAAUCCUUCAUGACGGAGCCGACCCUCCAAUCCCCACAUUGCAGGACCUUUAUUCACUAAGGACAGGGGAGGAGGUUGGUGCUGGAAAAAGAGCCCACCUCUCCGAUAGAGGUGGAGAAGUGAAGCAAAAGAUGAUGGACCAUGGGCAGGGUGCGAAAAAUUUGCAGCGACACGACAAAGAUAAGACCGAGACAGUGAGAAUCAACGUAAACAAGGAUUCCCUACCCAAUGUCGCCCAACAGCAAGAUUCACAUGCGGGUAUUGUGAAACAAUACCAUGGCCAGCAGACAUCCUUUAGAAAAGCAAGCUUCACAAAGUCUCGAUCAUUUCCCGUGGCCGAUGCAUCAGGCGCUAGAUCUCAUAGGCCAAGCACUCUUGAGCACAAGCAAAGUGAAAUGUGGUCUUUCCCAAAGGGUGAAAAGCCAACAACAAUCACUCCGGGGCUAAGCCUCACCUCAUCCAACUCGCUACAAAAUCACGACAUACAAUCAGUGCAGAGCGGUGCCAUGAAGCGGGAAGAUAGGGCUUCUUCCUCGGGCAAAUCCCACCUGAAUAACGUGCACAGAUGGAAUCAGACGGUCACGAAUCAGAUAAAACGCAUCAAGCGUAGAAUAAGGCGUGCAUUUAAAGAAGAAAGAAAAGAAAAGGCGCCAGCUGAUGCUGUCCUUGACAGAAUUUCUCAUGGAUCUAGUUCUCCUGCCGACACGAAAGAGAUUUCUGAAAAUUCCCAGUACCAGGAUGGCGAAAACUGGACCACCGUGAGUAAGCCAAACCACAUGGAAAGAACUUCCUCUAUACAUGAGUCGCUGGAUAGAUAUUCUCAGUUAUUCGAGAACGCUUAUGGGAGGGAGCCUAACCUGCAUCAUUCCAAGAGCCUAAAAUUGACAGACGAAGACAGGAAUUCCUCGGUUGGGCAUUCGCGUAAAUCUUUCAGAAGGAGACUCUCCCUUCCGGAUCCUGAAAGCCUAUCUUUCCUCCUUGGUGUGGUUUCUUUAGAUGCUAUUUGUUCAGACAUGCGAGUGAUGAAGGAUGGUGAUCUCCGUGGGAUUACUGAGUGUGAUUCGGGCAGCAGAUUAAAUUCUUCAGCUAUUCCUUCAAAUCCUGAUGGAAGUGCUCCACUACAAGAUAGUUCGGAGGUCAGGUUCCUUGAAGAUAUUCAAGAAAAAGAAGAAGAUGAAGAAGAAGACGGUGAUGGUGAUGAUGCAGAGACUAGUACUGAAUUGCGCUCCAGUGCAGUUGUAGCUUUUGAUCAGAAGACUGUUGAAUAUAGUGACAAUGUUGUUGAAUCGGCAAGGGAGGAUAACAGUGCCCUGCAUGAACGGGAGAUGUCUAUCACAUGGGAAGCCGUCGGUCAAGUAGGUGAACUAAGUUCAGUUUGUUGUCCCAAACCCUUUCCAAAGGACGACAAAGCUACGGCGGGGGAGUUUUUGCCCUCAAAUGGUUGCAUUCAUCUGGAGGAGCCGGGUUCUCAUGCAAACCUGCCCAGCAGCUCUGUCCUGGAAGCUUCGAUGGUAUCUUGCGAAGCUUUAAAUGAUACGGAGACUGGGAUGAAAAACAACAUUGUAGACCAUUUCUUAAAGCCUUUGCACUUGGAUAAAAGGGAUGAGGCAGACUUUAACUACGUAAGUCACUUGCUCAACCUAUCUGGUGUCUUUGAAAGUGAGCAAUUCGAACGGUGGCAAACCACAGACCAACCGCUGAACCCCAAGUUAUUAGAUGAUUUGGAGGAUUGCGCAGCGGGCCACGAGCUAGGAUGCUCGGAUGAGGUUGCUGGUACGUACAGCAACCACCAGCUUCUGUUUGAUCUAGUCAAUGAAGCACUGCUCGAGAUCUUCGAGCCAUCAUUGGCUUUCUUCCCCAAAGCCUUCUCCUUUGCUACCAAUGGCAGACCGAUCCCGAAGGGUCAGCACAUGCUCGAGGAGGUCUGGAAAAGAGUGAACUGGCAUCGCAUCGGGCCGGAGCAGGACCAGACAUUCGAUGAAGUGAUGGCUCGGGAUCUGGCGAGGGGAGAUGGUUGGUUGAACCUCCAGUGGGAAGGGGAGUGUGUGGCGCUCGAAUUGGAGGAUUGGAUCCUUGACGAUCUCUUAGACGAAGUCCUUGAGAGUGAGCAAGUUGGCAGGUAGAAGUAAGAUGUCCGCAUGACCCGUCUUCGCUUUCUUGCACGCCAAGUUUUGUUCAUGAUAUGGUGGUUUUGUGCUGCAUAUCUUGAGACUGAGAUGUCUUCUCAAGGGAUCCUAAGCUCAUUAGCUAGCAAGGGCUGGAAGGACUUCAGGAUUUUAGAGUCGAUUUUUAUACGGCAUGUCUGUUCUGCAUCUUAAUGGCAAUCGGUUUGGUAACGAGGCAAGGCCGUUGAAGAUUUUUCUUUUCUUUUCUUUUUUGUAUAUAUGUUGAUACGGGUCAUGAGGGAUCCGAAAGUUAUUCAUUGGAUGUUGGUAGAUUUGUUAUGGUAUUUUUGAUCGGUUGGAUUAGUGUGAUGGAGAGAGUUCAUUAACUUCACCAUUCUCUGUAAUUUAUGUUUGACUAAUUGAAUGGAAUUGAGAUUGAAGUUUCUCCA
Molecule: messenger RNA, 3370 nt
Organism: Eucalyptus grandis
Lineage: Eukaryota; Viridiplantae; Streptophyta; Magnoliopsida; Myrtales; Myrtaceae
Exons: 5
Coding region: 378-2939 (853 amino acids)
Source: RefSeq, a predicted model, not a curated record